ACAUGUUCUGUUUUGUUUUGUUUUUUCUGCAAGGCUGGGCAAGGUCGAUGUCAAUACAAAUUCAUUCACAUCCGAGGAGCUCAAAAAGGCCUUGGCUAAAAUGAAGGAAAGUGAGAAGGCAGAAAGGAAGGCCCGAGAGGAAGAGGUGAGGAAGAAGUUCCGGCCCAUAGAGCAGCUGAAGGAGGAGUUUGAAAAGCUGAACAUGAAGAUAGAAACAGAUUAUGAAGUUAUGGUUAAAUUAAUCAGCAAAUUCAACAGCUCUGCCUCCACGCUGGAUGAAAAAGUAGCGGCGCUUUAUGAUCUCGAAUAUUAUGUUCACCAGGUGGACAAUGCCAAGGAUUUCCUGUCCAUGGGUGGGCUCCAGCUGCUGAUGGAGGGGCUGAACAGCAGCGAGGCCUCGCUGAAGGAACACGCUGCCUUUGUCCUGGGAGCUGCCCUGUCCAGCAACCCCAGGGUGCAGAUCGAAGCCAUCGAGGGUGGUGCCCUGCAGAAGCUCCUGGUUAUCCUGGCCACAGAACAGCCCCUGGCUGUCAGGAAGAAGGCUCUCUUCGCUCUGUCCUCCAUGCUGAGGCACUUCCCCUAUGCCCAGCAGCAGUUCCUCAAGCUGGGCGGCCUCCAGGUGCUCAGGAGCCUCUUCAGGCAGAAGGGGAUGGAGCCCCUCCACGUCCGUGUGGUGACGCUGCUCUACGACCUCAUCAUGGAGAAGAUGCUGCUUGAGGACCCGCAGCACGGAGAGCAGAUGGAGGAGAAAAUCCAGCAGUACCGGCAGGUCAGGCUGGUGCCGGCGGUGGUGGAGCAGGGCUGGUGCUCCCUGGUGCCCAACCUGCUGGCCAUGCCCGAGCACGACACCCGAGAAAAGGUCCUCAAGCUGGUGGGGGUCCUGGUGGCCUUCUGCAGGGAGCACUACCGGGGGGACCCCGCGCUGGGCACCACCCUCAGCCUCCUGCGCAGCGAGUACGAGGAGCUGGCGGCCGAGGAGCAGAGGGAAGGGGACAAGGACGGCUACUUCAGGGAGCUCCUGGGCUCUAUAAACACCAUCAUCCAGGAGCUGAGGUGAAACUGGGGGUUCAGUCCAGUUCCAGGGAGUUUGGGGUGGCAGCAAGUUUGGAUGGCAGCGGUGUAGGUGCACUUUGGAAUAAACUGCUGGAUGAGACGAGCUCCCAGCACUGUGUGCCAAUAACUUGGUUAUUAAAGUAUAUUGGGGCGUGGGGAA
Messenger RNA from Parus major (Great Tit), 1213 nucleotides. Its product is annotated as nucleotide exchange factor SIL1-like. The record is from RefSeq and is a predicted model, not a curated record. NCBI's taxonomy places the organism in Eukaryota, Metazoa, Chordata, Aves, Passeriformes, Paridae. The coding region runs from base 101 to 1057 and encodes 318 amino acids. The transcript has 6 exons.